This is a messenger RNA of Mesocestoides corti, 531 nucleotides long. The record is from the annotation of a GenBank genome assembly. Lineage: Eukaryota; Metazoa; Platyhelminthes; Cestoda; Cyclophyllidea; Mesocestoididae.
AUGAUUAAUGUACCGUAUGCUGUAUGUGGUCAUGGCGUCUUUGUUACUCUUGGAAUUUUUAAUAGCCAGUACGAUCCUUCAAUGAGCGUCGACUGUGCCUUUAAACUUCAGGAAAAUUUCGUCCGUGAGCUUGAAAAACGAUUUGUUGUUAACAACGAUCAGAUCCCUGUUUGCGUCGUGAAUAAGAAAGGAAUCAAUCACCUGUCUGACUUGGACCUGGUGGAGAUAAUAAAGAAGUUGUUGGAUACGGUGUCGGGGAUUCCGGAGGAAGUGGAGAAGGCGAAUCUUGAACGGCGACUGACUGUGACGCAGACCUUGUCUGCACGCUGUCGGAAGCUGGAAACAGCCAAUGAAGAUCUGCAACAGCAACAACUAAAUGAUCGCGAUAAAAAACUUCUUUCCGAUUGCAUUAUGUCGCUUCUUGAAAAAAAUGGCGCGACAAAAAACCGUCAAAUGAGCAAUGUCGAAUUCAAAAGGCUUCGUUUACGUCUUGAGCAUGCCGAGGCUGAGGUAUGUCGAUUUUGUGUCUGA